Molecule: messenger RNA, 1932 nt
Organism: Cadophora gregata
Lineage: Eukaryota; Fungi; Ascomycota; Leotiomycetes; Helotiales; Ploettnerulaceae
Exons: 3
Coding region: 1-1932 (643 amino acids)
Biological process (GO): monoatomic ion homeostasis; monoatomic anion transport; borate transport
Cellular component (GO): plasma membrane; fungal-type vacuole
Molecular function (GO): borate efflux transmembrane transporter activity; solute:inorganic anion antiporter activity
Source: RefSeq, a predicted model, not a curated record
AUGGACGGUAUUUCGAAAUCGACGGCUUUGAAUGCGUCGGGAAGCUCGUCGAGUUCUGGAAUGUGUGAGAAGGGUCGAGAGGAGGCUGAGAAAGAUGUUUUGAGUUCAGAUCUGGAUCUGGAUAUUGAAGCUGUUCCAAGAGAUAAAACGGAUUUCGAGAAGAAAUUCCAGGAUCACACUAUCGAUGACUAUGCAUCUAUGGAUCCGCCUUCAAAGAAACCACUCAAGCAAAAAUUGAAGAAGUAUUUUGGACCAGGUGGAAAACUCCGACCGUUCAGGCUGCUCAGGCAGGAUAUUAGCAAUAUACGGAAACGAUAUAUUUCGGACUGGGCGCUGUUCAACCAGCUCGUUUUUGCGAGUGCGGUUUAUGUGUUUUUUACGAAUAUUUUGCCCGGGAUCACGUUUGCGAGUGAUCUCUAUGUGAGGACGGGGAUGAAUUGGGGGACGAUUGAGGUGGUGUUCAGUACGGGAUUGUGUGGGAUUAUUUUCUCGUUGUUUUCGAUUCAACCGCUGACGAUUUUGGGUGUUACUGGGCCAUUUGCUGUGUUGGCUGAAAACAUUUACGAGCUUUGCGAGACUUCGUUUCACGUCGAUUUCCUCUCCAUCAUGGCAUGGUCCCUCAUCCACGCAGCCUGGAUGCACUACCUCCUCGCAAUCUUCAACGCCCACGACUGGACCAUGCAAUACGUCACCAACUUCACCGCCGACAUCUUCUCGCUCCUCAACAGCGUCAUCUACUUCCACAAAGCCAUCCAAGAGCUCCAGCGCAACCAUGCCCAAGUCUCCUUCGCCUCCUUCCUAUACUCCGUCAUUGGCGCUGUCGGUACUUUCCUCCUCGCCGUCUUCCUCUCGACAGCCAAUUCAUGGAAACCUCUCUUUCAUAGAUACAUCCGUAUGGGCUUAUCGGAAUACGCAGCAGCGAUCUCAAUCAUCCUAUUCAUCGGCAUCCCCCACAUCGGCGAGCUCGCCACCCUCGACAAACAAACCCUCGUCGUGCAAACCACCUUCCGACCCUCCAGUCCCGCCCGCAGCACAUUCUUCGUCCAAUUCUGGACGCUGCCCGUACAGUGGGUAUUCCUAUCCAUCAUCCCCGGCUUCAUAAUCACCGUGCUGUUCUACUUUGAUCAUGAGAUAAGCAGUAUUAUCUGUACGUUGGAUAGGUAUGGGACGAAGAAACCGGGCGGGUUCGCGUGGGAUGUUGUGUUGCUUGGGACGACGACGGCGGUUUGUGGGGUUCUGGGGAUUCCGCCUGCGAAUGGACUUUUGCCGCAGGCGCCGCUGCAUUCCGAGUCGUUGAUGCAUACUGUGAGGUCUGAAACUCUUGUUGUGGAUCAGGAGACUGGAGAGAGGGGGGUUAAGGUCGUGGAGAGGGAGCAGGUGUAUGAGCAGCGCUGGUCGGCGUUCUUGCAGGCUGGGUUUAUAUUGAUGUUCAUCUCGCCGCCAUUGCAGCGUGUCUUAGGUCUCACGCCUACGUCUGUUCUUGCGGGUCUGUUCUUGUUCAUGGGCGAGCAAUCUCUUGCUGUGAAUCCGAUUCUGUUUAGGUUCUUCCAUAUAUUGACUCCAGCGUCGGAAUUACCGCCUCUGCCGAAGGGAAUUGGGAGUUGGUGGGGGGUGCAUGGGUUUACGGUUGUGCAGAUUGUGGUUACGGGGGGGAUAUUUGGGAUUACGUUGAGUGUUGCGGCGCCGGCGUUCCCGGUGGUUAUUAUUGCGCUGGUGCCGGUUAGGUUGUUGUUGAUGGGGAGGGUUUGGGGGAGGGAGACGUUGAGGUUUGUGGAUGGGUGGGCUUGUAGGGAUGGGGGGCCGGAGGAGGAUGAGGAUAGGAGGAGGGAGGAGAGGGAGGGGGAGGUCUGGGUUGGGAAUGGAGAUGGAGGUGGGAGAGUGAGAGGGAUUGGAGAGAAGGGGAAGAUGAGCGAAGUCGAUGGGAAUGUUUGA